Abrus precatorius (Indian licorice) is the source of this 4227-nucleotide messenger RNA. Its product is annotated as protein MEI2-like 1. The coding region runs from base 807 to 3740 and encodes 977 amino acids. The transcript has 14 exons. Gene Ontology annotation, molecular function: RNA binding. The record is from RefSeq and is a predicted model, not a curated record. Lineage: Eukaryota; Viridiplantae; Streptophyta; Magnoliopsida; Fabales; Fabaceae.
UUUUUGCAUUUCAAAGGCAACUAACACCCUUUUCCUUUCUCUUUCUCUGACAGAAGACUAAAAAAACCCUCUGUUGUUGCGUUGUCUGUUUUUUUCUCUCCAAACCAGAGAGCGACCGCCGGCGAGCCUCACCUCGCCGGAAUUUCGCUCCUCUCUCACCGGCGUUGGGCCGGAACCUCCCUUUUUCUGAUUUCAGCUUCCAAUUUUGAUUGUUUUUCUUUUCUCACCGUGUGAAGAAGCUGUUUUCGUGCACAAACUGUUGGUUUUCCUUUUCUUAACGGUGAGGAACCUAUGAGAUCGCAAUGCGGAGGGAAGGAGGUUUUUUUGGAUGCAAACAUUGUGGGAUCUCUUGUUUCUGAAUUUCCUAUGUUGUAAAGCGUUUACGAGAUUCAAUUUUUAGUUUGUUUCUUCCUCGUUCUUCUCGAGUUCUUAUGAGGAGUGUGCUGAAUUUUGUGGAGGAACGUAGGGAAGAAAGGUAUCUGAAUUUUUCGAGCGUGCGAGGUUGUGUUCAUGUUGAGAAGAUGAGGAGGAAUCGAGCCUAACAAAGCUAGCAAGGGAGGAGGUUUUCAGUAAUAUUUCUCUUUCCAUAUUUGAAAGACAAGCUGCAGGAUGCCUUUUGAAAUAAUGGAGCAGAGGGGUGUUUCUGCCUCAUCCCACUUUUUGGAUGAAAUUUCAUAUGCUUCCGAGGUAAUUAUUAAGCUAACUUUCUCGGUAUUUUCAAAAUUUAUCAUACGAUCUUGACAAGUUAAUGAUAUUCAGUUCCAUAAAACAUUUUACAGUCUAAGACUUCAGUUUUAUUUUAAAAAAUGGCAAUCAAUUUAUGUCCUCCAUGGGCUCAAUGUAAUUGCCUUUCUGACUUGUGGUUUUCUAAACUUGUGUUGAACCUUUAUGGCCAGAAGAAUCUCGGAUUACGGAAGCCAAAAUCUAUUCAUGACCAUUUUCUGCAAGGGAAGAGUGAAAUGGCGGCAUCACCUGGCAGCAUUUUGAGUACUUCAUCACCCCUUGAAACAAAUGCAAAAACAGGCUUACCAAUGUCACAGAGUAGUCUAUCCGGGGAAAUUACAGAAGAUGUACGUUUUGGCGGAGAAGCAGGCAUUAUAGAUAUGCUAAAGGAUUCUGUGGAUUCAUUCAAUUAUCAUAAAAAAUCACGGUCUAAAGUGCUGAGGCAGCCAGCAUCUAGCUCAUAUGGUUUAAUUGGGAACAAGAUUGUCACCAAUGCUGCAUCACGUGAAAGUAGUCUAUUCUCAAGCUCGCUGUCUGAGAUGUUUAGCCAAAAGUUGAGGUUAUUGGGGAAUGAUUUGUUGUCCGAUCAACCCAUUACUGUUGGUUCCCUUCCUGAGGAAGAACCAUAUAAAUCUGUUGAAGAAAUUGAGGCUGACACUAUUGGAAAUCUCCUUCCUGAUGAAGAUGACCUAUUUUCUGGAGUCAAUGAUGAGUUAGGAUGCAGUGCUCAUACUGGAACAAAUGAUGAUUUUGAAGAUUUUGAUUUGUUCAGCAGUGGUGGAGGCAUGGAGUUAGAAGGAGAUGAACAUCUAAUUUCAGGAAAACAAACCACUUGUGUGGAUGGAGAUCCUGAUUGCUUUGGAUUUUCUAAAGGAAAAAUUCCUUUUGGUGAACAAUCUUCUAGAACACUUUUUGUUAGAAACAUUAAUAGCAGUGUAGAAGACUCUGAGCUUAAGGCUCUCUUUCAGCAAUAUGGUGAUAUCCGAACCAUUUAUACUGCCUGCAAGCAUCGUGGAUUUGUUAUGAUUUCUUAUUAUGACCUAAGGGCUGCACAAAAUGCAAUGAAAGCACUUCAAAAUAGGUCAUUGAGAUCUAGGAAACUUGAUAUACAUUAUUCAAUUCCAAAGGGCAAUGCUCCAGAGAAGGAUAUUGGCCAUGGUACGCUGAUGAUAUCUGGUCUUGAUUCAUCUGUUUUGAAUGAUGAACUUAAACAGAUUUUUGGGUUUUAUGGAGAUAUUAGAGAAAUAUAUGAAUUUCCACAAAUGAAUCAUGUCAAAUUCAUCGAAUUUUAUGAUGUUCGAGCUGCAGAAGCUUCUCUUCGUGCAUUGAACGGGAUCUGCUUUGCUGGGAAGCACAUCAAGCUUGAACCUGGCCUUCCCAGGAUUGCAACAUGUAUGAUGCAGCAGUCUCAGAAGGGACAAGAUGAACCUGAUCUUGGUCAUAAUCUGAGUGACAGCUUAUCCUUAAGACAUAAGGCAGGAAUGUCAUCUGGAUUUAUUGCAUCUGCUGGCUCCUUGGAAAAUGAAUAUAAUCAGGGAUUUCAUUCUGUGACACGGCCAACUUUGAAUGGUUUUAUUGACAACUCAUUGUUUUGUGCAAAUUCUAACAUUCUCAAGACUGCAAGAGGGGCAUCUGCUGGAAAAGUAUCUGGUGUUUGUGAGGCUAGUAAUGCUAUUGAUGCAAUGAAAUUUGCAUCCGUUCCAAGGUUCCAACCUCAUUCUUUGCCUGAAUAUCGUGAUAGUUUAGCUAAUGGCAGUCCUUUCAGCUUUUCAAGCACCAUUAGCAUGGCUGCCAAUAUGGCAACUGGAUCAAUGGAAUCAUCUGACAUCAGGCACAUUCAGGGAAUGAGCUCAACUGGGAGCCUGGCAGAAUUUAAUGCAGGAGGAAAUGGGAGUCGGCCCCAUCAUGGACUUUAUCAUAUGUGGAAUGGCUCCAACUUGCAUCAGCAACCUCCAUCAAAUGGCAUGCUUUGGCAGAAAACGCCAUCCUUUGUUAAUGGUGCUUGUGCUCCUUGUCUUCCACAGAUACCCAGCUUUCCUAGAACACCGCCUCAUGUGCUGAGAGCAUCACAUAUAGACCAUCAAGUGGGAUCAGCACCAGUUGUUACAGCCUCACCCUGGGAAAGACAACAUUCUUACUUGGGAGAGUCACCUGAUGCUUCUGGUUUUAGAUUGGGUUCUGUAGGAAGUCCUGGUUUUCCUGGUAGCUGGCAGUUGCGUCCUCCUGAUUUUUCUUCUCAUAACAUAUUUUCUCAUGUUGGUGGGAAUGGUACAGAAUUGACGUCCAAUACUGGGCAGGGCUCUCCUAAGCAGUUGUCACAUGUUUUCCCUGGGAGACUUCCCAUGAUUUCGAUGUCUAAAUUUGAUUCUACCAAUGAACGAAUGAGAAAUCUCUAUCCCCGUAGAAGUGAAGCAAACAUUAACAAUGCUGAUAAAAAACAAUAUGAACUCGACCUAGGCCGCAUAUUGCGUGGGGAAGACAACCGAACAACACUUAUGAUAAAAAAUAUUCCCAAUAAGUAUACCUCAAAGAUGCUUCUUGCUGCCAUAGAUGAGCAGUGUCGAGGAACUUAUGAUUUUCUGUAUUUGCCAAUUGAUUUCAAGAACAAAUGUAAUGUUGGCUAUGCAUUCAUCAAUAUGAUUGAUCCGGGUCAAAUUAUUCCAUUCCACAAGGCUUUUAAUGGGAAAAAAUGGGAGAAGUUCAACAGUGAAAAGGUAGCUGUACUAGCCUAUGCCCGGAUUCAAGGAAAAUCUGCGCUUAUUGCUCAUUUCCAGAAUUCAAGUCUGAUGAAUGAAGAUAAACGUUGUCGCCCUAUUCUCUUCCAUACAGAUGGGCCAAAUGCUGGCGAUCCGGAACCUUUCCCCUUGGGUAACAAUAUUAGAGUGAGGCCUGGAAAAUCUCGCAUUAAUGGUAAUGAGGAAAAUCGCAGCCAAGGGAAUCCGUCAACUUUGACAAUUGGAGAAGAGUCUGCUAAUGGAAUAGAAUCUUCAUUGAGUUCCUCAAGAAACUCUGACUGAUUUAGCCUCAUGCACUAACAGUUGAAUAUUGCAUGUCAACUCCAAGACUGUAUAUUUACAUUUUCUUUUUGUUCGCGCAAGAGAGGAGUUGGAGCCGGUAGGAAAAGGGGGCUCACAAUUUUUGCCUAUAGAGGAGCCUUACAAGGGUUUUUGGAGGUUGAGGUACAUAACCAAAAUGAAGUCACUGAUUCUAGUAUUUUUGUUAUUUUCCUAAUAUUUGCAUCAAGUUCUGCUACCAGCUUACACGUUUAGAGAACGGCUUAACUGAAGCUUAAAAUUUUGGCUAGCUAUUAAUGGACAUGUGACAAUUUGCAGUUCCCUUGAGUCAACGUGCAUCAUUGCGGUUUCAAGGGUGCUUUGCUGGUUUUGUUUUCCUUGUUUUGUCUUUAAUGUUCAUAUGUAAUUUUGUUUCCAUAUAUAAGGAUUUGUUGUCCAUAUAAUGGAUUGUUGAGCGAAGAUAUUUAAAUGGAACAUUUACUUCGGUGGU